Messenger RNA from Cornus florida, 776 nucleotides. RefSeq lists its product as uncharacterized. The transcript is spliced from 3 exons. Bases 29 to 607 code for a protein of 192 amino acids. NCBI's taxonomy places the organism in Eukaryota, Viridiplantae, Streptophyta, Magnoliopsida, Cornales, Cornaceae. The record is from RefSeq and is a predicted model, not a curated record.
CCGAUGGCUUCAUAAAAUAACAACGACUAUGCUAUUUUUGAGCUUAUUUUUGUCUACUUACACAAACCUCAGAAGAGAAGAGAUAUUGCUUCCCAUUUUUUCAUUUCAUAUACAAAAUCCGACCAUGCCAGGUAAUGCAAUGCGGAAGGGAGUGGUGUUUUUGGCAUUAGUUAUGGUUGCUCUGAUAACACACCUAGUGGAGACACUAUAUACAGUUUUCACGUUCUCUGUUGCCAUUUAUGUUAUACUGAAAGUUAACAUCGAAAAAUUGAUGUUGUUUGUAUUAGGUACUGCAAUGCGGAAAGGAGUGUUGUUUUUGGCAUUAGUUAUGGUUGCUCUGAAAACACAAUUAGCGGAGACACUAUACAACAUAUUAAUUGAACUUCUAAAGACUAUAUGGACAUUCAAUGCAAAGUGCAUCGGACCGUUUUCUUUUUGGGUAUGGAAGUGCGUGAAAGUGUUCUUUUUGGCAAUUGGUUUUGUUCGGGUGAUAUUAGAGUUCAUGGAGACACUAUCCACAAGUUUUGAGUUUCUCAAGAAAACAUGGACAUUCAUUAAGGGAAUAAACGCGAAUUAUCAUCAAGGACGGGAAGAAUCAAAAUACUGAAACAAAACCUUGUUUCUUCAACCUAGUUUAUGUAACACUACUUGAUUAACACUCUAUUCAACAGAUGACAUUGUAUGAAAGUGAACUUCAUUAGCUACAGGUUCCCCUUUUUAUUUACUCUAAAUUGUACUUUUUCCCCAAAUAUACUAAAACAUUUUGAACUUUGGCA